Messenger RNA from Parastagonospora nodorum SN15, 639 nucleotides. RefSeq lists its product as hypothetical. The coding region runs from base 1 to 639 and encodes 212 amino acids. The transcript is spliced from 2 exons. NCBI's taxonomy places the organism in Eukaryota, Fungi, Ascomycota, Dothideomycetes, Pleosporales, Phaeosphaeriaceae. The record is from RefSeq and is a predicted model, not a curated record.
AUGGCCGUGCUCGAGCGCGUGCGCCAAGAAAAAGGGAAUCCAGACCUCGCCAGCGGGGAGGCGGAGAUGUGGGCUGCCGUGCGGAAAGCAUGUGAGUGGGCGUUCAACGAGGCGAAGAGCGGGAUGCCGAAGGGCGUUGGGGAGAAGGUGAAGUUUGUACGGGAGAAGUUGGGCAAGGGGACGUGGGGGUGUGUUAUGAAUGGCAGUAAAGGAGGUGAUAGUAGUGGAGGGGAUGGGAAGGGGAUUAGUGAGGCGGCGAGGGCGAAUCGCGAUGCUGUGAGGGCGUAUGGCGCGGGUGGGAGUCAAUUCGGCCAACAUCAGACGCCGCAGAUUCCCUUUGCUCAGCCGCAACAGGGCAUGGCGGCUCCCCCCAAUAGCCCUGGUGUGGGCCACCUGAUCCCGCAGCAGGGCAUGUUCGCUCCUCCUCAGGUGCAGGGACAAGGCUACGGCGCACUUCCUGCGCAGAAUCAUGGACAUGGACCGGUCCGUAUAAUCAACGAUAAGUAUGCUCAGGUGCAAGGCGUGGGCGGCGGUGGGGGAGGUGUGUAUAUAGGUCCGCCGCCACCAAUACGUCAGGCUAGUCGAAGAGGCGGAGGAAGGGGAGGGUAUUCGGAGAGCAUGGGUGGGAAUUGGAUGUAG